CGCUCACGCAAGCACGGCAAACAACACUGGCAGAAGCAAACGCAAAGCAACCACAACCACCUCCACCAAAAAAAACUUACGGCAGCGUGGUGGAGGAGCAGAGCGAUCGCGCGUCUUCGUUUGCUCUGACUGACUGACUACCUGCCUGCCUGCCUGCCUGCCUGAUUGGCGCAUCCACCACCACCAUCAAUCAUCAGCUCCAUCCCCCAGCUGCAUUUACACCACAAACGACGACCGCCCCGACUGAAACUUGCUAUUCCCAGCGCCCCCAACCGCACAGCACUUAUCUCGCCUCUCCGACGCGCGCCCUCUCCAUUUGCUUUGAGGACCUCCUGACCUCAGCCACACAAGCUGCCACAGACAGAAGUUACGCGCGAAAUGCAAGCCAGCGUAAGCGUGAACCCAGCGGCGAGCCGGCGCGGGGACAUGGCCGCCGUCCAGCCCAGCGGCAAGCACAAGCAUGUGCUGGUGACACACCACCAACCACCAGCACCGGCUGGCAGAAAGCUGCGCCAAACAUACGAGGACAAGCUCCGAAUUGCCACCGCCCUCCAGCAACCCAUGCGUGUCAAGACAAGCACCAUCUCUGACAGGUGCAUGUGCCGGCCUGGCUGCCACCAUCACGCCAUUUUCUCCGUCGUGGACAGCAAAGGCUUCGUCUUCAUUGUGCAGCUCAAGCAACGCCCGUCUUGCUCGUGCGCAGAUCACUGUUCCAACGGCAUUGUGUGCAAGCACAUGUACUUUGUGUACUUGCGAGAGCUGGGACUGGACUGUGCGUCCUGCAUCAUCUGCCAGCCUGUGCUGGAGGACAAGGAACUGCGUGCCAUCUGGUACUGGAUGCGAAGGCAGCGCAUCCAGCCCCGAUUCGCGUUCGACCACCACCAGAACGAACACAAUCACCACCCGCAGCAGCAGCAGCAGCAGCAGCAGCAGCACAAGCAGCGGUAUGCGCACAGGCAGCCAGAAGCAGCGGCUGCGAUGAUCUCCCAGCGCUCCUCAUCUUACCAUGGCCUGGACCUGUUGGCACGCGCACAACGCGAGCGCCAAAGGCAGCAGCGAAAGCAGCACCAGCUGCUGCACGGACAACAUGCGGCCGCGGACGAGGCAACAUCGCCGAAGCAGCUCUCACCGCCUCGUGUCAGGCGCUCAAGAUCCGCACAGGCAAACCUCUAUGCGCUGCCAACACGCCAGUCGGAGCAGCAGCUAGAGCGACAGCACCACGAGCACCAACGGCAAUAUGCAAACAGCGCGCAACAGCAGCAGCGGCACAAGGAGGGUGAGCAGCCCCACAAGCAGGCGAAGCACCGCAACCUGACUUCAUCGUGGCCAUCGCACGCGCGCACGCCUGCACACUCAUCCGCGUCAGCCCAACAGCCAGAGACAAAGAGCAAGAACAAGAAGACAGAAGGACUGAAGGAGCGUCGCCGGGUAUCGUUUGCAGAUCCACUUGUCAUCACCACAGCCAGAUACAACGCCCACGAAGUUCCCGCCAAAUCGCCAUUGGAAGUGGAGCACACAGAUCCUUUGCACGCACCGCUCUCGCCAGAUGAUGACAAGCCGCGGUCAACAAAGUCCUCGCGUCGCCCAAGAGCUGCACCGAACCCACCCCAUGCAGAGCCAACGUCUCAGCCAAUGGGUUGCUCGCAUUCGUCAUCAUCGUCAUCAUCAUCGUCGUCGUCAUCAUGGCGCCGACGACAGCGCUCGCGCUCUGCCAGCGAGACAGGCACUUCGCCAACUUAUAUCAUGGCACAGCCACCCACCGUCAGCGCAGUGUGAAGGCGGAAGGCUGUCGUCAAGCCAUCAAGCAGCCACAUCAUGUCACACCACAUGCCACACGCUCUACCCUACAGGCCACCAUACGACGCUACUCGUGUGUCAGGUGGCCCUGCGAUUUGAAGCGGGUGGAACCGUAAAGGAACAUGCUCUCUUCCUUUCUUCCCUUGUUUUCUUGUUGUGCGCGCACACACGUGUUCCUGUGUGGGCCCCUGAGCGUUUUGUGUUUGUUGAUGUCAUGUUUUGGCCAAGGGCACGUUGCACUGCAUGUGACCAGUGUUACGGUUGUGUUGAGACGACUCCCAUGCGCCACACAUGUUUACUGUUUUCGAGUUUCCAGAGAGCAUUUUGUACACUGAUGCCAAUUUGUUGUUCAAAUAAACGACACCGCAACCUGACA
Molecule: messenger RNA, 2173 nt
Organism: Salpingoeca rosetta
Lineage: Eukaryota; Choanoflagellata; Craspedida; Salpingoecidae
Exons: 5
Coding region: 379-1776 (465 amino acids)
Molecular function (GO): zinc ion binding
Source: RefSeq, a predicted model, not a curated record